Messenger RNA from Drosophila bipectinata, 2265 nucleotides. It is a transcript of the gene Golgin97, whose product is annotated as Golgin 97. The record is from RefSeq and is a predicted model, not a curated record. Lineage: Eukaryota; Metazoa; Arthropoda; Insecta; Diptera; Drosophilidae. Gene Ontology annotation, cellular component: Golgi apparatus.
GGUGCGGUGUGGCAACACUGUCAGCUCAUAUCAAAAGUUUACAAAAUUUACAUUUUUCUGAUAAGCAACUAGCACACAGCGGACGAAGAUAAUCCGCUAUGCUAUAAACGCGCAGCGGGCACGUUUCAGUUAGCCCCAAAAAUAAUUCAGUCGAACUCCCGCUGUCGGGGUGUCGGGAACGCCGGAAAAGCCAACUACCUCCAAUUGGAAAAGCUACAGUGGGCGUGAAAAUGUUUGCCACGCUGAAAAACAAAAUCAAGGAGGAGACUGGCGAGGAUGUGGCCACUACGGCGGCCCAACAACAGCAACGCCUUCCCCUAAACAACAACAAUAACUACCGGCUACGUAGCCGCCGUGUGAGCAUUAAUUCCAACUCGGCUGAUGAUGUGGGCGGUGGCGGUGGAAUCUACAACGAGUCGGAGCAGCUCUGCCAGCUUCGGAGUCAGUGCAAUGAGCUCAACACCAAAGUGUCCACCCUGACGCAGGGCCUCCAGCAGUUGCAGGAGGAGAAGUUGCGGGUGGACAAGACCAAUGAGAUCCUGCUCGAGAGCGUACGCGUGGCCCAGACGCAGAAGGACAUGUACUGCGAGGAGCAGGAGAAGAUCCAGAACCUGCAGCAGGUGGAGAUCGACAAGCUGAAGAACCUGCUGAGCUUUCGAGAGCAGGAGUCUGUGGAUCGCAUGGGCGCCAUGCGGCAACAGAGCCAGCAAAUCGAAUCCCUCAGCGAGGAACUGGAGCGCCUGCGUCCAAUAGAAUCGGUUGCCGAAGAUUUGCGGGACGAACUCGAAAGUCUGCGGCAUGCGACGCAGCAGGAGAAGAACCUGCUGACCACCACUCUGGCGGCCGUGCAGGAAGAGAACAACCACCUCAAAAAGCGCAUGAAAAUCGUCGAGGAGUCGCGCCUUGAAUCCCUGGCCAAGCUCAGCGCUGAGCAGCAGGUGCAGGCUCUGAUUCGUGAACACAAGCUACUGGAACAGCACCUGGAAGAGGCGCACCUGCAGCUUUCCGACAUUAAGGGCUCCUGGAGCGGCCAGAACCUGGCGUUGGAAACUCAGGUUAGCCGACUAUCAAAGCAGGUGGCCGAGGAGACGACUGAGAAGCGCAAGGCCCUCAAAGCACGCGACGAUGCCAUUGAAAGCCGCAAGCAGGUCACCUUCGAGCUGGAAAAGGCCCAGGAUGAGGUCAAGCAGCGCAACGAUAAGGUCAAGUUGCUGGAGGAAGAGAUCGAUGAGCUGAACCUGGCGCUGAAGGAGUGCCGGGAGGAGAACGAGCAACAAAUCCUAUUCGAGCGCAACAAAUCUCAAAAUCUGGAAACAGAGGUUAAAGAUCUCAAGAACCGCCUCACGGCAGCGGACGACAGGUUCACCGACUACGCCUCCAACGCGGAGCAUGUGGCCCAGAAGCUGCGCACCCAGGUGUCCGAGAAGCAGGAGCAGCUGGAGGAAACCAUUAUGCAGCUGGAGGUGGAGCGGGAGGAAAAAAUGACUGCAAUACUUCGCAAUGCGGAAAUCUCGCAGAGCGAAGACAUUCUGCGGCAGCAGCUGCGUCUGGAGCGCAGCGAAGCCAACGAUCUUCAGGAUAGGAAUAAGGAACUCGAAAAGGAUAUAUCAGUGGCCCGACAAGCCCUGCAAGAGGUGAACAGCACAGCGCAGGACAACGCCAAGAAACUGGCCGACUACGAAGGGGUUCAGUUGGAAGUAAUGGAGAAAAAUAAGACAAUAAAAACAUUGAACCAACGACUGGUCGACCUGAAGAAAACCAUUCAGAAGGAGCUGCGCAGUGCGCAGAUCUCCACGGACAGUGAAUCUCUUGCGGCAACCAUAUCGUCCCAUAGGAAUGCCACCACGACUCUCGAAACCUUCCCGGGCGGGGACAAGGGCAACUGCAUCAUAAUGGACGAAGUGAACUUUCAGUAUUUGAAGCAUGUGAUUGUCAAGUUCUUGACCAGUCGCGAGGUGGAAGCCCGUCACCUGGUUCGGGCUGUCUCGACCCUGCUUCAGUUGACGGCCGAGGAGGAAAAGCUGCUGCACGACACCUUGAACUGGAAGAUGAGCUGGUUCGGCGUGAAGCCGACCUAAUCGAAACCUAACCCUGCAAUAAAUCGUAUUUGUAUUUCUAGUUUGUAGUCAAUUCAUACAGUUCGUGUAUAUACCAAUGGCAUACGAAGCACUGUGUUAUUUUCUUUACCGACAGACAUUCCAUUUUGUUAAAUAGUAUUUAUUUUUUAUCGUUGUGAUUUUAUAAUAAAAUAAUACCUUUCUGUAA